CGUCCUGUUCUUUUUAUAGCUGGGCAGCUGAAAUGUGAGGGGUCACAAUGGGAGGAUAAAUACAAGGGUCAGCAGACUGGAGGGUUGUCGCAGACGAAAGCCGGAUCUUCUCCCUCCCUCUCUCUUCUCUCAGCUCUCCUACUAACCUCAAAGUCAGGAUGCCUCACUCAUUCCCCUUCCUCACUCCUGAGCAGAAGAAGGAGCUCAGUGAUAUUGCUCACAAGAUCGUCGCGACCGGCAAGGGAAUCCUCGCCGCAGACGAGUCUACCGGCAGCGUGGCCAAGCGCUUCCAGAGCAUCAAUGCUGAGAACACUGAGGAGAACAGGAGGCUGUACCGCCAGCUCCUCUUCACCGCUGAUGAACGCAUCAAGCCCUGCAUUGGUGGAGUCAUCCUCUUCCACGAGACCAUGUACCAGAAGACCGACGAUGGCAAGCUCUUCACCCAGUACCUCAAAGAAAGAGACAUGGUGGUGGGCAUCAAGGUCGACAAAGGUGUUGUCCCCCUGGCCGGAACCAACGGCGAGACAACCACCCAGGGUCUUGAUGGACUGUAUGAGCGCUGCGCCCAGUACAAGAAGGAUGGUGCUGACUUUGCCAAGUGGCGUUGUGUGCUGAAGAUCACCCCCACCACUCCCUCAAAACUGGCCAUCAUGGAGAACGCCAAUGUCCUGGCCCGUUAUGCCAGCAUCUGCCAGAUGCACGGCAUCGUCCCCAUCAUCGAGCCUGAGAUUCUCCCUGACGGUGACCAUGACCUGAAGCGCUGCCAGUAUGUUACUGAGAAGGUCCUGGCUGGCGUCUACAAGGCCCUGUCUGACCACCAUGUCUACCUGGAGGGUACCCUGCUCAAGCCCAACAUGGUUACCCCCGGCCACUCUUGCUCACACAAGUACAGCAACCAGGAGAUUGCCAUGUCAACUGUUACUGCCCUGCGCCGCACCGUGCCCCCUGCAGUCCCUGGCAUUACCUUCCUGUCUGGUGGCCAGAGUGAGGAGGAGGCCUCCAUCAAUCUGAACGCCAUGAACCAGUGCCCUCUGCACAGACCCUGGGCCCUGACCUUCUCAUACGGCCGUGCCCUGCAGGCCUCUGCCCUCAAAGCCUGGUGCGGCAAGAAGGAGAAUGGCAAGGCAUGCCAGGAAGAGUUCAUCAAGAGAGCUCUGGCUAACAACCAGGCCUGCCAGGGCAAAUACGCUUCCUCUGGAGCCAGCAGUGCCGGCGGAGAUUCACUGUUUGUGGCCAAUCACGCUUAUUAAUCAUGGACACUCACCAUUUCCCUCUCCACUUUCUUCCCAUUAUUAUUACGUCACCAUAGAAAAGGUCAAGUCCUCUUAGGCCCCGCUAUGAAACUGCUUUUGAACACAGCACAGCACGUUUACAGAAUAUUGGUAGAAAGCGAAGGAGAAGAGCUUCCAUUUGGGUUAUUGCUGCAGCCAGGAGAUUCUUAAAAAAAUAUUCUGCCUCCAUUCCCUUAUAUUUUUGAACACCUUUUUUCAGGUGAAGAUUCCCAAACUGUUUUUACACAACUUGUACAAUUUUUUCCACCAACUGCAGAAUAUGAUUCAUACUGGUACCAUGGAAUAAAGUAUUUACCCUAACA
Molecule: messenger RNA, 1594 nt
Organism: Cottoperca gobio
Lineage: Eukaryota; Metazoa; Chordata; Actinopteri; Perciformes; Bovichtidae
Gene: aldoab
Product: aldolase a, fructose-bisphosphate, b
Exons: 7
Coding region: 159-1250 (363 amino acids)
Biological process (GO): glycolytic process
Molecular function (GO): fructose-bisphosphate aldolase activity
Source: RefSeq, a predicted model, not a curated record